UGAUUGCGAGGCAUUGCAUGCACUUUGAAGCAGUACAAAGAUUACACAGCUCCUUAGAAGUCUGUUUCACCCUGAGUUUAAAGGAUGCUGCCCUUGGUAGAUCAUCUCCUGGAAGCUUUGCAUUUGGAAAAUACACCAUUCCGGGUCUAUGCAGUCACAGCCCUGCUCUUCCUUUUCCUCUUCUUUAUCAGUCGCACAAUACUUAAGGUGGUGAGCUUCAUCCAUGCGUACAUCGUCAAUGCACAGAGGCUCCGCUGUUUUCCAGAGCCCCCAAGGCGUAGCUGGCUUUUUGGACAUUUGGGAAUGUUCUUGCCGAAUGAAGAAGGACUACAAGAAGUCAGCAAUAUAUUAAAACAUUUUGCAAAAUCCUUCAAGACUUGGAUCGGACCCAGCAUCUCCAUAGUAUCACUUAUUCAUCCAGACACCAUCAAACCUAUGGUUGCCGCCUCAGCUGCCAUUGCUCCUAAAGAUGAGCUAUUUUAUGGAUUUCUGAGACCCUGGCUUGGAGAUGGCCUUUUACUCAGCCGAGGAGAGAAAUGGGGAAAGCAUCGCCGACUGCUGACCCCCGCCUUUCACUUUGAUAUCCUAAAAGGCUAUGUGAACAUUUUCAACCAGAGUGCUGACAUCAUGCAUGCUAAGUGGAGAAAAUUGGCUGCAAAUGGUCCCAUAUCACUGGACAUGUUUGAGCACAUCAGUCUAAUGACAUUGGAUUCCCUACUGAAAUGUACUUUCAGCUAUGACAGUGACUGCCAAGAGAAGCCCAGUGAUUACAUUGCUGCAAUUUAUGAACUGAGUUCUCUAGUGGUGGAACGUAAUCAAUUUUUGCCCCACCACAUUGACUUCAUAUAUUAUCUCUCUUCCAAUGGACGGAGGUUCCGUCGGGCUUGCAAUAUCGUGCAUGGCUUCACAGCGGGAGUUGUACAGCAGAGAAAGGAAGCCCUGCGAGAUAAGGGGGUCGCUGAAUGGAUUAGGUCCAAGCAAGGGAAAACCAAAGACUUCAUUGAUAUAUUGUUACUUUCAAAGGAUGAGGAUGGAAGCCAGCUAUCUGAUGAGGAGAUGAGAGACGAAGUGGACACAUUUAUGUUUGAAGGACAUGACACAACAGCCAGUGGUUUAUCUUGGAUACUGUAUAAUUUGGCCCGUCACCCAGAAUAUCAAGAGAAGUGCAGGGAGGAGAUUAGAGAGCUAAUCCGAGGAAAAGACACUGAAGAACUGGACUGGGAUGAAUUGUCUCAGCUGCCUUUCACCACCAUGUGCAUGAAGGAAAGCCUAAGACUACACCCUCCUGUAACUGCUGUUUCCAGACGUUGUACCGAGGACAUCAAAUUACCUGAUGGCAAAGUUAUUCCAAAAGGUAACAUCUGCCUGAUAAGUAUUUAUGGAACCCAUCAUAACCCUUUAGUAUGGCCAAAUCCACAGGUAUAUGAUCCAUACCGUUUUGAUCCAGAGAAUUCUAAGGACAAAUCUCCACAUGCAUUUAUUCCAUUCUCUGCAGGUCCCAGGAACUGCAUUGGACAGAACUUUGCCAUGUCCGAGAUGAAGGUUGUGCUGGCUCUUACUCUACUCCGUUUCAAAGUGAGCAUCGAUGAAACAAAGGCUGCACGCAGGAAGCCGGAGCUAAUUUUACGUGCAGAGAAUGGACUGUGGCUGCAGGUUGAGGAACUGAAACCAUAAUACUGUUUUAACAGAGGAAUCAGUGGAUACACUUGAUAAACUUAUCGUGUGUGGCGUUAAACAUUGAUUUAAUGAAAUUUUAGCUUAUGUGUUUGUAGGGAAGGCUUAUAAUACUUUUAGAUUAUUAUAAAAUUGCUAAACGUCCUAUGUUUUCACAAUUAGAAUUUGUUUGUUUGUUUUUUGUCACACAGAUAUUUCUUUUAAUAUAUCUCUUAAAUGUGUGAUAUGCAUCAAUUUUAAAGAUAUCUUGUUUACUUAAAUAUAAUUAAAUAAUUCAAAACAAAUAUUAAUCUCAAACAAUAUACACAAAUUUGACAGUACAGUACAAAGCGAUAAUAACCACAAUUUAUUUCACAGAAAGGAUAACAGUAAUAAAAAAGAGAUAAAAAGCAAUGUGUUUAUAAAAUGUAUACCCCAAGCUCCAUAACCACUACAAUGGUACUUUUGCUAAUGGUUUGACUUCUUACCUGGUGUCCCCAUGGAGCUUCCAUUAGUUCUCCUGAGCUAAAUCUUGCCAGACAUGGCCAACUUAUUAAGCAUGUCAGUGGACCCCUCUUAGUCAAUGAGCAAAUCCCUGCACCGCCAGGAGGUGGCUGGUGCCUGGCUAUGCACAGAUUAGAAAUCAAACCCUUAGCAAACAGUUGGACUAUUUACAUAAGGGGGCAUCAGGGAACUCGAGGCACUAUAAAUACUACAGUACCAGCAGUGGUUAUGAUGCUUGCAGUGUUCCUUCAAAACAUCAUAAUACAAUCAUGGUUAUUCACUACAUUUUUAAUAUGUAACAAGCCAAACCGGGUAUCGUUGUAUUGUGGAGAAUCCCAAAUGGUGCUCUAUUAAUAUAUUAUAAUAAUG
Messenger RNA from Pelobates fuscus (common spadefoot toad), 2526 nucleotides. Its product is annotated as ultra-long-chain fatty acid omega-hydroxylase-like. The record is from RefSeq and is a predicted model, not a curated record. Bases 85 to 1674 code for a protein of 529 amino acids. The transcript has 13 exons. NCBI's taxonomy places the organism in Eukaryota, Metazoa, Chordata, Amphibia, Anura, Pelobatidae. Gene Ontology annotation, molecular function: oxidoreductase activity, acting on paired donors, with incorporation or reduction of molecular oxygen; heme binding; iron ion binding.